Messenger RNA from Mesitornis unicolor (brown roatelo), 429 nucleotides. RefSeq names its product chromosome unknown open reading frame, human C4orf48 (gene NICOL1). The transcript is spliced from 4 exons. The coding region runs from base 93 to 377 and encodes 94 amino acids. The record is from RefSeq and is a predicted model, not a curated record. NCBI's taxonomy places the organism in Eukaryota, Metazoa, Chordata, Aves, Mesitornithiformes, Mesitornithidae.
GCUGCACUUCUUCUGUUAGCGGUUUGCAGCGGCCAUUUCAAAGAGACCAUCACAAAGACGAGAGAGAGAUCAGAGAGGCACCUGUUCCCAAGAUGCUGGCACCCUGCCUUCUGAGAAGAGUGGUCCUUACAGUUCCUCUAGUUUUUGUGGUUGCACUGCUGCUCACGGAGCCUGUCACAUCUGAUCAAGAAGCAGGAACAGCCAUACCAGCUGAAAGUCGUCCCUGUGUUGAUUGCCAUGCAUUUGAGUUCAUGCAGAGGGCUCUGCAGGAUUUAAAGAAGACAGCGUAUAAUCUAGACAUGAGGACAGAAACUCUGCUUCUUCAGGUGGAAAAGAGAAAUCUGUGUGACUGUGUAGCUGCAAAUCUGCUGAACUGAACCCUGGAGGCCAGCUGAGGAGUAUCACCUGUUCAGUGGUUUUUAAAAAGCA